Messenger RNA from Symbiodinium necroappetens, 1050 nucleotides. NCBI's taxonomy places the organism in Eukaryota, Dinophyceae, Suessiales, Symbiodiniaceae. The record is from the annotation of a GenBank genome assembly.
AUGCCGAGAUUAAAUGCUUGUCAAUUCUGGGCACGUCGCUUGGUACGACUUGCCCCGACGUACUUCCUGACGAAUGCCAUCGGUGUGGCCUUGAAAGCAGCUUUCUCGACAGAGGAGUUUGACAAUUUCACGGCUUCCCAGUACGUGCAGUCUGUUCUCGGCUUGACUUCCUGGAGCUUUGUCGCACCUGUUGGUAAUGGCUUGACAUGGACGAUAUCGACGAUGCUUUUCUUCUACCUCUGUUUCCCUGUUCUGGGACCCGCCGUGCAGCGUGUUCCACUCGAGGGCCUCCGGGCACUCGCAUGGACCAUGUACGCACUGCAGGGGCUGCUGAUGAUGCUCGGCUAUACUUUCGACACACCGGGUUACUGGAUUCGAAUGUGGCCACCAGUGCGACUGCCCAUCUUCGUCAUGGGCAUAUGUGCCGGGCUGUCGCGGGUUCGCGGGGAGCAGCAGCGAGCAGCCCAGGCUGAUUCGUGCCAGACACCAGUGAGCCGCAGGGAUGUGCCAGUGGAAGUCGGCAGCAGGUGGGGCGUCGAGGCGUGUCUUCCUGACUGGGUAUGGGUGCUCCUCUGGACUGGACUUACUCUCUAUGGCACCACGAUCACUUUUCUGUGCUCCACAAACAUCCCCUUCCGCUUUACCCUCGAGGUGGUGUUCCCGAUGAUCUUCUACGAGUUCAUCCUCGCGAUCACGAGCCCCACUGCCGAAGGUGCUUGCUUGGUCCGCUUGUGCCGCUCCAAGCCCAUGCGCUUCCUUGGUGACAUAUCCAUGUGUGCCUACAUGGUCCACGUGCUGCUUGGUGAAGCGUUGGGCUAUGCGACGGGAACGCACAUCGGUGCAUGGCCUUGGUGGACACCACUGGCAGUUCUGCCCAACGCGAUUUUGCUGGGCUGGAUGCUGACGGAGUUCUUUGAGAAGCCUAUUUCAAGGUGCCUCCGGCCAGACAAGCACGCCGCCCACCAAAGUCCUGUAAGCGAGGAGAAGAUCGAGAAGGAGUCGCGUACACCAGGCGCCGAGGUCCUAGGAUCCCCGUCGCCGGAGGGGUAA